Messenger RNA from Fusarium sp. VM40, 1092 nucleotides. Lineage: Eukaryota; Fungi; Ascomycota; Sordariomycetes; Hypocreales; Nectriaceae. The record is from the annotation of a GenBank genome assembly.
AUGGCCUCAUCAUCUUGGCCAGCCUCAAAGACUCAAAGUCGAUCCAAAUCAACAAGUUCCCGCGCGCCUCGCUUACGGAUAGCCCUGUCGUUUCUCCUGCUCCUGGCAUGUCUUACUUCUACAGUCCUAGCGAGCACUGAGACAUCAUCAUCUUCACUCCAAUACAGACGACACCAUGCGUCCUCGAUCAACCGAUAUGAAGUACACCGACGGAAGGAAUCAACAAAAGAUGACGAUGAAGACGAGGAUGAGAAGGAUGAGAUUGUCAACACUGCCGUCCCUUCGAAGACUGGAAGCAAAUCGAAACCCACAACUGUCACUAUCCAACGAGCUGCAAAGACUGCUGCCGCAACAAACUCGCCUUUGCCUGAAGCUUUCGAUGGAAACCUGGCAGCUGAGAUCUCAACGACAGCCGAAAGCAACUGUCCUGCGUUCCUCGAUGGCAUCCUCUCUGAUCCUUCUUACGAAACCUGCUACCCACUCUCCAUGAUGCUACAGACAUCCCGUGGCUUCUUUGAAUCCCAGAAGCAACUCUUGAGCAUCGUUCGUGUUCUUGAUGCGACAUGUGCCGCCAACGUCACAUACUGCACCGACUUCUUCGAGGCCGCGUCACGUAACCUUACUGCAUCCGAGAACUGUAAGCAAGAGAUGGAAUCUGGCAACAACGUCGUCAAGCAGUUCCUCUACGGCAUGCAGGCGUAUGAGAUGAUGUACAAGGCUACAUGCCUCCAAACGCCCGGGGACGAUAUGUACUGCUACGCUAAUGCCGUCACAAACACUACGACCGCUGCCAACGCUUACUUCUAUUACUUACCCUACAACCUCACACUUCCGGGAAGCACCAACCCUUCAUGCAGCUGGUGCAUACAAGAAACCAUGAACAUUUUCCAUGCCGCAGCCGAAGAUCGUUCUCAACCCGUUGCACUCACAUACGAGAGUGCCGCUCGACAGGUCAACACCCUCUGCGGCAUCGACUUUGUCAACAGCACUCUACCUCCAGAAGAAACCAACGCUGCACACACCUUUGCCCCAUCAUGGACCGGCCUGCUGCUCAUUCUUGCCAGCACGGCAUUGUUCAACGCUGUGUUAUAG